Messenger RNA from Pestalotiopsis fici W106-1, 1278 nucleotides. RefSeq lists its product as uncharacterized. Bases 1 to 1278 code for a protein of 425 amino acids. The transcript is spliced from 4 exons. Gene Ontology annotation, cellular component: Golgi apparatus; membrane. Gene Ontology annotation, molecular function: alpha-1,2-mannosyltransferase activity. Gene Ontology annotation, biological process: protein O-linked glycosylation; cell wall mannoprotein biosynthetic process; protein N-linked glycosylation. The record is from RefSeq and is a predicted model, not a curated record. NCBI's taxonomy places the organism in Eukaryota, Fungi, Ascomycota, Sordariomycetes, Amphisphaeriales, Sporocadaceae.
AUGGCGGCUGGCAGUGCGCGCAUCGUGCGCUACAUCUUGUUUGCAUUCUUUUUCAUCGCCGUUCUUUACUUCAUCUCGCAUUCUUCGUACGAUGGCGCUGGACUCUCCCCCGAGAGCUUUGGCGUCGGUAAGGGAUCAUCGGUAGGCGGCAAGGGUUCGAACCACGACCAGACCUCCAGCAACCCGAUCGGUAGCAGCCCGGGCAGUCCCUCUACCUCGCACCAAGACCUUGGAGAGGCCCCAAUGGCCAUGACUCCCGCCGAUGCUGGCUGGGAUAACCUCUUGGGCACUGCUCCUGGUCCCCGUAUGAACGCCACCUUUGUCACACUUGCACGAAACAGCGACGUCUGGGAGAUUGCGCGAUCGAUCCGUCAGGUCGAGGACCGCUUCAAUCGCCGUUACAACUACGACUGGGUCUUCCUCAACGACAAGCCUUUCGACGCGACCUUCAAGAAGGUUACCUCGUCCCUCGUCUCUGGCAAGACCCAUUAUGGAGAGAUCCCCAAAGAGCACUGGUCCUUCCCCGAGUGGAUUGAUCAGGACAAGGCCAAGAAGGUGCGCGAGGACAUGGCUCAACGCAAAAUCAUCUACGGUGACUCUGUCAGCUACCGCCACAUGUGUCGUUUCGAGUCUGGAUUCUUCUUCCGCCAGCCUCUCAUGAUGAACUACGAGUGGUACUGGCGUGUUGAGCCCAGCAUCGAGCUCUUCUGCGACAUUCACUACGACCCAUUCCGCUACAUGGCCGAGAACAAGAAGAAGUACAGUUUCGUACUCAGCUUGUACGAAUAUGUCGAGACCAUCCCCACGCUUUGGGACAGUACCAAGAAAUUCAUAAAGAACUUCCCCGAGCACAUUGCCGAGGGCAACUCAAUGGGCUUCCUUAGUGAUGAUGGUGGUGAAAGCUACAACCACUGUCACUUCUGGUCCAACUUUGAGGUUGGCAACUUGAACUGGCUGCGAUCCAAGCCGUACCUUGACUACUUUGAGUCGCUCGACAAGGACGGUGGCUUCUUCUACGAGAGAUGGGGAGAUGCCCCUGUCCACUCGAUUGCUGCCGGUCUUCUCUUGAAGAAGGAGGAAAUCCACUUCUUCAACGACAUUGCCUACUACCACGUUCCGUUCACUCACUGCCCCACUGGCGAAAAGACCAGACUCGAACUCGGAUGCCACUGUAAUCCCAAGGACAACUUUGACUGGAAGGGUUACUCUUGCACAUCGAGAUUCUUCGAAACCAAUGGCUUGGAGAAGCCGGAAGGAUAUGAAAAUCAGCAAGACUAA